UGUUACUUUUGUUUUCAUGAUUCAACAUCAAAUCAUUGAGAAUAAAAACCGGCCGGCUUAUUUUCUUUGAUUUUUCUCUCCAAUAAAUCUGUAUAUUUAUAAUAUAUAAUUUGUCCUUUUUAUUUUCUAUAAAGAAAGAACAAAAAAUUUUUUUUUUUUUUUCCUCCAAGAAAAAUGGAAGUUGAUCUCAAUAAUACAUCGAUUCGUGAUUGUAAGGGAGUUCGAAAAGAUAUUUUAUAUCAGGCCCUUAGUUCAACACAAUUACUUCAGGAAAAUAUUAAUAAUAACACACCAAUUCAAUUGGAUAAUGUUAUGGAUACAACGGAAAUUGUUAAUGAACAAUUAUCAUUGGAUGAAAAAGUUGAAAAUCAGGAUGAAAUUGUAUUAGAUUCAGAAGUGAUGAAAUUAUCAUCAAGCGUAAUUCGUGAAUGUACAAAUUCCCUGACAAAAGAUUUUAAUUCAUACAAUCCUAAUGAAUAUGCCGAUUUUUUUAUUGAAUACACUCAAGAAAUAGGUGAAACAAUGAAUGAAAAUGUAAAUAUUUGUUGGGCAACAAUUGAAUUUGAAAUACUUCCAUUAUUUAGGAAAACAGUAUUUUUUUCAAAUUUAUCAGGCGCUCUAGAGCCAUUGCCAAAAAAACAAAUUCAAUUAAAAAAAACAGUUACACGACAAAAAAAAUUACCAUUGUCGCAAGUGAAAAAACCUGAGAAAAAUCAAAUUGCCGAAGAAACAGAUGCUGAAGAAGCAUCAGUUACUGUGCAAAAAAUAAGAAAAUUAAUAGCACAAUAUUUCAAUGUUAAUCAAAUGCCACUUGAUUAUUUUCAAUUAAUUCUUGAUCCAAAUGAUUUUGGUAAAACAAUUGAAAAUAUUUUACAUGUCGCAUUUCUUGUACGCGAUGGUUACAUUAAAUUAUUCACCGAAGAAAAUGGAUUACUGCAAGUAAUUGUUACCUCAAAGGAAUUACUUUCACAGGUAAAAAAUUCUGGAAAGAAAAAAUCUAUUCAGAAUAUUAUUUCACUGAAUUAUCAUCAGUGGCAGAUUCUUACGAAUUUUUACAAUAUACAGGAACCAAUGAUCAAUUUCUAAAUUAAUUGAAAUAAUCAUAGAAAACGUUCUUUAUUUAAUAUUUAAAGGUUAUGGUUUUUUUUUGUACCUAUUUGUUAUAACAUUAUUCAUAUUUAAAAAAAACACUGAAACAGUAUUUAUGUUCUCAUUUUCAUACUGUUGUUAAAAAAAAAAGUUUAUUCGUUUAAAAAAAGAAAUUAUAAAAAUUGAUAUGUAUUCAACGUUUUGAGAGUUUAAUUAUAUUAUCAUUUAUUACAAUAAAUGAAAAGUAAA
Molecule: messenger RNA, 1338 nt
Organism: Leptopilina boulardi
Lineage: Eukaryota; Metazoa; Arthropoda; Insecta; Hymenoptera; Figitidae
Gene: Nse4
Product: non-structural maintenance of chromosomes element 4 homolog A
Exons: 6
Coding region: 175-1086 (303 amino acids)
Biological process (GO): DNA repair
Cellular component (GO): nucleus; Smc5-Smc6 complex
Source: RefSeq, a predicted model, not a curated record